AAUAAUCAUAGAAAAUUAUUCUUAUGUGUUUUUUUUGGUAUUGUAUGGUCAACUGGGUUUUCGUUCUGUCGUGUUGCGCUGGCUGGCUGGAGGAUUUUCUCGCACUGUUCCAUAUUUAGUCAAUAAAAAUCGCAUGUUUUAGGUGAAAAAGUGUCCAUAGAACGAAAAGGAGUGUACAGGAUGUCCGGCUUUAACGACAAUAUCUUCGGGGGGCAGAUAGACAAUCCGUUUGCGGAUCCGUCAGUUCAACAAGUGACCCACAGCACAACGAAUACGCAGCGGGGACUUGAGGAUUACAAUCCCUUCGAAGACGACAAUCCACCGAGGCAGCCCCAGCGGCCCGUUCAAAUAGGCCAGCCGGCCAUUGUUCAGCCCACAAAUGAGGCCACCUCAGCCUACUCACAGUACCCCCAGCCUCAGAUUACCACAGAGGACUUGCAGCGGCGGCAGGAGGAGCUGGAACGGAAGGCUGCAGAGCUGGAGAGACGAGAGCGAGAAUUGCGCUCGAACACAGAACCCGUACGUCGGAAUAAUUGGCCACCGUUGCCGGAAAAGUGCUGCUUCCAGCCAUGCUUUUACCAUGAGAUUCAAGUGGACAUCCCCUCAGAGUUCCAAAGAGUCGUCAGACAUUUAUAUUAUGUGUGGAUAAUGUACGCGGGCGUGAUGUGUGUGAACAUUAUCGGAGCAAUGGUGCUCAUGUUUCACGCAAAGGAUUUUUCAACAUUCGGACUAUCCAUCCUCUUUGCAUUCCUCUUCACGCCAGCCUCUUGGCUCUGCUGGUACCGUCCUGCUUACAAGGCUUUCCGCAAUGACUCCAGCUUCAACUUUAUGGUCUUCUUCUUUGUCUUCUUCUUCCAAAUGGUCAUCACCAUAAUACAGACCAUUGGAAUUCCCGGAAUGGGAACUUGUGGCUUCAUUAUGGCCCUCAGUCAGUUUGAUAGUUCAGUCGGUGGGAUAUUUGUUGGCCUCUUCCUACUUCUCAUUGCAAUUGGAUUUGGUACAUGUGCCGCUGGGGAUGUUAUGAUGCUUACCAAGAUUCACUCAAUUUAUCGCAGUUCCGGGGCAAGCUUUGCAAAGGCUCAAGCUGAAUUUACAACGGAAUUCAUGCGCAAUCCACACGUCCAGCAAGCUGCCACGAAUGCCGCAACAGCUGCUGUGAGUUCUCAAAUCAACAAUAGAUAUUGAUAAAGAGCCUGCAUCCCCUUUUUCGCCUUCGCCACAUCAUUGUCUCAACGAUUUAACUUGAAAGGAGAGAAGCACCAGAGAGGCAUUAUUUCGUUGUGGAGUUGUAUUUCACUCUUUUUCCCCCCUCAUCCACCACACAUGGGGAACAAAGAUGGUGAGCGAAAGGAGGAGUGUGCAAAAAAGAAACAGUCAGUGAAUUAUUUAUUAAUUUUUAUCUUAUCCCACUUUAAUAUUACCUACCUAAUGCAUAAAAAAACAAAUUCUUUGGUUUUUCAUUAUACGUUUAAAAUCCAUUGAGAGUUGGGAAUUUAGUUAGAACGUGCGAGGUAGGAUGACGAUAGAAUUCAUUGUUCUUUUUGUUUUCUUUCCUCAAAGAAGGGAGAAAAUGUUUGAUAAAUUCUAUGCUACAAAAUGCAACACUAUCAUUAGAUGUUCUUAUUAAUAAUCCAAAUCGACUUAUUUGUAAGAGAUGGGUGUCCAUUGAGCUCUUGUAAUGCGCUAAUGUAAUAAAUAAAGAAAAAAAAAUACUACAAAUCAGGUAAAUUAUUAAGGUACCAUAUAAGAUAAAAAAAAAAUUAAUAGCACGUCCACAGAAAAUUAUUAUCUAAAAAAAUGAGAGAAUUAAAAAAAAUGAUUUCCCUUCAGGAAUUUAUCUCUGUGUAUGUAAUAUUAUUAAAUAAAUAAAAAAACAAUGCGUUAGAAAAAAAGAAUUGUGGUAUAAAAGUACAUAAUCUACAUAAGUAUAUGUUGCAAUAAUACUGCAGACGAAAAUAAUCCUCUUUUAAAUGUUUAUCAAGUAAAAUGAGACAAAAUAAAUAAAUUUAUCAAUUAA
Lutzomyia longipalpis is the source of this 2017-nucleotide messenger RNA. RefSeq names its product secretory carrier-associated membrane protein 5 (gene Scamp). The record is from RefSeq and is a predicted model, not a curated record. Gene Ontology annotation, biological process: protein transport. Gene Ontology annotation, cellular component: recycling endosome membrane; trans-Golgi network membrane. The transcript is spliced from 5 exons. The coding region runs from base 181 to 1185 and encodes 334 amino acids. Lineage: Eukaryota; Metazoa; Arthropoda; Insecta; Diptera; Psychodidae.